AUGGAGUACUUCACUCCGCCCAGGGACGGGCCCCGCAGCGACAGGAGGCCAAACCAAUCACCCUCCAAGGCCAUGUCAGCCGACACCCCGGAAGAGAACUCGAUGUCCAUCGAUCCGGUCCUUCCCCCCAUCAGCAAGUCAGUGCGCCGCCUCAAGAUCUCGCGCCACCAUCGCAUACCUACCCCUCCCCCGAUACCAUCGCCAAAGCUGCCCUACCUACGAGCGGAGAAGUUCCCAGCCUGGUUGCUCGGCGAUGCGAUGGCCAAAUCGUCCCCCAAAUACAUGGCCCAGAGGGACCAAGACGCCCCGCCGCCCAGCCCAUUCUCCAGCCAGCCCCAAAACAUGCAGACCAGCCCCGUCCGGCGAUCCACAAGCUCCUUCCUGGGCACCAGUCCCCUCAAGCACCAUCACUUCCACAACUCGCUCAGCCGCCGAUCCUCCAACACCCAUCUCGACUUCAAGCGCCCCUCGCUCGGCCGCUCGGUCUCCCCCGACGAAGCGCUCGACAGACGCCGGGAGCGGUUCUGGGAGCUCUACGAAUACGACUCCACCUCGCCCCACCUCCAGCCCCGGUACUUCGACAAGCCGCUGCCGACGAACGAGCAGUGGGCCGACCUGGACAUCCAGAACAUCGGCAUCAUCCCCGAGCCCCAGCCCCGCCCGCCCCUCCCCCAUCUCGUCGAGGUCUUCCAACCCACCCCCAUCGAACCCGUCGAUCCCAUCCCCUCCCCCGACACCCUCGCGCAGAUCCAGCUCAACUCCCAAUCGCUCCAGAACAAUGCCGCACAACUCCAGCAGAGGAUGGCGAUCCCCUUCGGCUUCAACUUUCUGCCUCCCGACUACUCGGGCCACAAGGAGUAA
This is a messenger RNA of Puccinia triticina, 861 nucleotides long. RefSeq lists its product as uncharacterized. The record is from RefSeq and is a predicted model, not a curated record. The transcript has a single exon. Lineage: Eukaryota; Fungi; Basidiomycota; Pucciniomycetes; Pucciniales; Pucciniaceae. Bases 1 to 861 code for a protein of 286 amino acids.